This is a messenger RNA of Xenopus laevis (African clawed frog), 826 nucleotides long. RefSeq names its product peptidylprolyl isomerase A (cyclophilin A) L homeolog (gene ppia.L). Gene Ontology annotation, molecular function: isomerase activity; cyclosporin A binding; peptidyl-prolyl cis-trans isomerase activity. Lineage: Eukaryota; Metazoa; Chordata; Amphibia; Anura; Pipidae. Gene Ontology annotation, cellular component: cytoplasm. Gene Ontology annotation, biological process: protein folding. The record is from RefSeq and is marked provisional.
GCUGAUUAGAGUUCAGGAAGCAGCCAUUUACGCUCCCGGCAAGCACUGUUUAUUAUCGUUCUGCACUAUGGCUUUACCCAGGGUCUUUUUCGACGUCGCCGCUGACGGCUGCCCGCUGGGUCGUAUAGUCAUGGAGCUCAGGAGUGACGUUGUUCCAAAGACUGCUGAGAACUUCCGUGCUUUGUGCACACAUGAUAAAGGAUUUGGCUUCAGGAACUCCGGCUUCCACAGAAUUAUCCCUGAAUUUAUGUGCCAGGGAGGUGACUUCACCAACCACAAUGGAACUGGUGGUAAAUCCAUCUAUGGGAACAAGUUUGCUGAUGAGAACUUCACCCUGAAGCACACUGGCCCUGGAAUCCUCUCUAUGGCCAAUGCUGGGGCAAACACAAAUGGCUCCCAAUUCUUCAUCUGCACUGCUAAGACCUCCUGGCUUGAUGGAAAGCACGUCGUGUUUGGGCAGGUCAUCGAAGGCAUGGAUGUCGUGAAAACUAUGGAUAGACUAGGUUCUCAGUCUGGAAAACCCAGCAAAAAAGUAGUUAUCACCAACUCUGGUCAGCUUUAAAAGAAACAUCUGUAUUUUUUUUUAGUCUUUGUUUUUAUUUUUUCCUUCUGGUCUUAAAAACAAGCAUUCCUUUGCAACAUUAACUGGUAGCUUCAGAACACCCCAUUCAGUACUUAAAAUCCUAGUGCACUUCAAACUACUGCAUUUUUCUGUGGUGCUUAACCAGUUCUUACUCCAUCCAGAUGUUCCACAAAUUCCAAAAUUAUGUCAAAAAGGUUAAACUGAUGCUCACAACAUAUGGCGUCUUGUCUUUAAAUCUGUUAA